Mucor velutinosus is the source of this 1014-nucleotide messenger RNA. Its product is annotated as Rhizopuspepsin-2. The record is from RefSeq and is a predicted model, not a curated record. The coding region runs from base 1 to 1014 and encodes 337 amino acids. The transcript has a single exon. Lineage: Eukaryota; Fungi; Mucoromycota; Mucoromycetes; Mucorales; Mucoraceae.
AUGAACAAUAAUUCUGAUAACUCAUUGUAUUCCAAGAUUAAUGAACAGGGCUUCCCGAUUCUCAUCCAUCUGGAUAAUCUUCGCGUUGCCACUGAGGCUUUGAUUUUCUUUCCUGCUGUUGCUUCUGUCUGGUCCUCGUUUCCCAAGUGGUGUCAAGAAGCAAUCAUGUACAGUAUGAAUGAUGUCUUCAAGAUCCAUCAUCAUGCUCAAGUCGGUUUGGUCAAGGCUUUGGAUAGUCUCAAGGCUCACCUGGUUAAUGGUACCUUUCCACAAGUCGUUCUCGCUGCUGUUCCGGGAGUUAAGAAUCUACAUAUGGACAAUUCCCUGUCUGAUGCAGAUAAAUCGCUUUUUUCUUCUUCCAUUGAAAAUGCGGUACUUUCGGCUCGUUCUGCUAUUCUUAAAACCCUUAUAGAAAGCAAAGAACGUGCACUACAGGCUCAUCAAUUGCAAGCAUCACCCGCUUUUGUCCUAGCACAAUGCCGUGAUAGAAUUUUUGAGUCGAUUUUGGCCAUGGGUGGUUCGAUUGAACAUCUUACCGAUACCCAGAUUCAUGAUGUGGUUCGUUCCCUGUGUCAUCUCAGACAUAACAUGAAUAAUGUGCUCGAAACCCAGGCUUGGGCUAGAGUACAGGCCGAACGUAAACAGCAAAAGGCCAAAUCUGCCGCUGAUACCGUUAUGGAAUCUUCCUCUGACCUCUCUUCUGCCCAACUCACUGACUCCAUCACCAAGUUGGUUAACAAGACUGUUCAGUCAAAAAUCUCGGCUCUUGACAAGAAAUUGUCAAAACUUACUGUCUCUGGUUCCUCUUCUCGUCCGUCUUCUCGUCGUCCUGCUGCUUCGUCUUCCUCAAGAAAGCAAGGCAACUCCAAGUCGUCCUCUUCUUCCUCGGGAAAAGGCUCUCGACCUUUGUCCGGCCCCACCAAGGGUCGAAUCCAGAAAGGGGCCCCCAACCCCAAUCGUCGUCUUGCCCCCGGUCCCACCCCCUUCAAAGCUUUGAAGGGAAAAAGAGGUUAA